GGAGCCCGGGAGGGAAGUGAGCUCAGGCGCACCGGAAAUCCCGCCCGUGCCGCGGCCCUGUGUUUGCGCUGCGGGCAGAGAAAGGAGCGGAGCGCCUGCAGCGGCCCAGCCGAGCCUGCCGCACGACACGGGGCCGAGCCAUGUCUGACCAGGAAGCAAAGCCUUCAGCUGAGGACUUAGGAGAUAAGAAAGAAGGGGAGUACAUUAAACUCAAAGUCAUUGGGCAGGACAGCAGUGAAAUUCACUUCAAGGUGAAAAUGACAACACACCUCAAGAAACUCAAAGAAUCGUACUGUCAAAGACAGGGUGUUCCAAUGAAUUCACUCAGGUUUCUCUUCGAGGGUCAGAGAAUUACUGAUAAUCAUACCCCCAAGGAGCUGGGGAUGGAGGAGGAAGAUGUGAUUGAAGUUUAUCAGGAACAGACGGGGGGUCACUCAACAGUUUAGAUCCUUCUGAUUUUUCUUCCCCCUUAAUCCUUUUUUAUUUUUAAAUAAUAGUUCUUUUGUAAUGUGGUGUUCAACACUGAAACUGGCACCCCAUCUCUGGGAGUUUACUUUCAAGCGUCUGGUAUUUUGAAUUCUCGUGCUCAUUAUACACUAUUGUUUCUGUUUUCAUUGUGCUGAACUUCUGUGAUCCAGCUGCAACCUUGCUCCCCUCUUCCCUUCUGCCCUCCCCUUUAGGAAUACAUGUACUCACAUGCAUUUGUAUGUUCACUGGGUUCGUGCAUUUCAGGCACGAAUGCUGUAAGAUCUGCCAGGUGGGCGAGUGUUCUUAAUGACUUCCAUAUCUGCCCUGAAGUUUUGAUGUGUGACUGUCUCACUCCUGGACUAUAACUUUCAGUGCGAGAUGAAGUUUUUCAGAGAACUAAACUGUGGAGAAGUUGUGUAUCCAUAUAACUCAGAGCUAUUUUGCUUAAAUUAUGCUGAUGGCCCAAUGAAGAAGAUCGCCGAGUUGGAAAUGGAAAAGCUAGAACUGUUGUCAUCUGUUCCUUGCUCCAGAGAUGGCUUUGCUGAAGACGUGAAAUUGGAAACCCUAAUGAUUUUUAAAUAUUACCAGAAGAGCCCAGAAGCAUUUUAACCUCAUAUAGCAAUUAGUACGCGCAGGUAUCCAUGCAAGAAUGUUCACAGCAGCCAACUGGUGUUACUUUGACACGCUUGUUUGUACCUUUUGGCCUGGGACGUGGGUUUUGAAUGGACAUUGUCUGUACCAGCUUCAUUUAAAAUAAACAAGAAAACCAAUUUUAUAAACAA
Molecule: messenger RNA, 1250 nt
Organism: Passer domesticus (house sparrow)
Lineage: Eukaryota; Metazoa; Chordata; Aves; Passeriformes; Passeridae
Gene: SUMO1
Product: small ubiquitin like modifier 1
Exons: 5
Coding region: 141-446 (101 amino acids)
Biological process (GO): protein sumoylation
Cellular component (GO): nucleus; PML body
Molecular function (GO): ubiquitin-like protein ligase binding; protein tag activity
Source: RefSeq, a predicted model, not a curated record